AUGCAACUAUACUUCCGCAUACAUUUUUUUUACUCUUCACUAAAUAUGUCUUCCUGAAUUAGCGCUGCACGUACUGAAGCAUCGAAACUGUACGUCCGUCGCUACUUUAUUGGACUAAAACACCAUUAGUUCAAUAUUCGUGUCCGGAUAAACUCUUUUCAGUGAACGUUGAAGCUCCUCAAGCGAGUCGAGCUUAGCUUAGCUUGCUAGCCGCUAACAAAGAGACGCCUUCUUUUGUCAGAAACGCAUCGCUCAGCAGAGAUCAAGUGUGACGGUAAAGUGCUGCGAUUGUCGCGUGGGGAAAAUGUGCGCAAAACGUGUGAAGGAAGAAGAGUACGAGACGGAAAUUUCUCGGGCAAAAGAGAAGGAACGAAAACGGCGGGACGCUGUUUGCAAGCAGCCUGGAGAUGAGUUCCACGCAGCAGACGUCAGUGAAGACUAUCUUCGUCCCGAGCAGCAGGGACCAGAGUGCGCCCACUUCAAGGAGGAGGAGGAGGAGCCUUGGCCUCCUCACCUUAAAGACGAAGAGCAGGAGGAUGACAUCACCAAGUUGCCAUUGACUGGUGUCAUUGUGAAGAGUGAAGAAGGUGACGGCGACCGCUGUGGAGGAGUCCAAUCGGACAGACUCGCCGCUCCACAUUCAGAUCGUGACAGCAUAACGUCACACUCAUCUGACAAUGACAAUGAUGAUGAGAAUGAUGAUGAGGAGGAAGACUCGAAAGACAUCAGUGACCAUCUUCGUCCCGAGCAGCAGAAGCCAGAGCGCCCUCGUAGGGAAGAAGAGGAGGAGCCAGUGCGCCCACUCAUUAAAGAGGAAGAACAGGCAAACGACAUCGCCAAGGUUCCAUUUACCGGUGUCAUUGUGAAGAGUGAAGAAGCUGAUGGAGGAGCCCAAUCAGAUGACCUCUCAGCGCCACUCUCAGAUAGUGACAACUUAAUGUCCCACUCCCACGACACUGAUGAUGAGGACGAUGUCACAUGUCACACUAACAACAAAAGCGUGAAAUGUUCUGAGUGUGACAAAACGUUUUACAACAAGUCAUUGUUAAAAAUACACACACGAACGCACACCGGAGAAAAACCGUUUGCCUGCUUGGUUUGUGGGAAAAAAUUCUCACGAAAGGAAAAUUUGAACAUACAUACAAGAACACACACUGGGGAAAAACCUUUUGUCUGUGCGGAUUGUGGUAAAACAUUUUCUGUGAAGACAAGUUUAACAACGCACGCAAGAACACACACUGGUGAGAAACCUUUUGCCUGCUCAGUUUGUGGUCAAAGAUUCGCUCAAAGAUGCACUUUGACAGCACACACAAGAACACACACUGGUGAAAAACCUUUCGCCUGUUCAGUUUGUCAUAAAAGAUUCUCAAAAAAUACAAAUUUAACAGCACACAGUAGAACACACACUGGUGGGAAACCUUUUGCUUGCUCAGUUUGUGGUAAAAGGUUCUCUUUAAAGACAAACCUAAUCAUGCACACAAGAACACACACUGGAGAAAAACCUUUUGCCUGUUCAGUUUGUGAUAAAAGAUUCUCUAGAGAGGGAGGUUUAAGUAUUCACAAAAGAACACAUGCUGGAGAGAAACGGUUUGCGUGCUCAGUUUGUGGUAAAAGAUUCUCUCGAAAGGGAGCUGUAAGAAUACACAAAAGAACACACACUGGUGAGAAACCUUUUGUCUGCUCAGUCUGUGGCUUCAGUUUUAUUGAUCGUUCAGGAUUGGUUAAACACAUGAAAACACAUUCUGGAAACCAUAUUCCUGUUCGUCUUGUGGCAAAACAUUCUCUAUGAAGACAAUGAAGUGAUGCCUUGGGCUCUUGUAAAUAAAGAAGUAUAUCAUC
Molecule: messenger RNA, 1839 nt
Organism: Phyllopteryx taeniolatus (common seadragon)
Lineage: Eukaryota; Metazoa; Chordata; Actinopteri; Syngnathiformes; Syngnathidae
Product: zinc finger protein OZF-like
Exons: 3
Coding region: 305-1789 (494 amino acids)
Biological process (GO): regulation of transcription by RNA polymerase II
Molecular function (GO): RNA polymerase II cis-regulatory region sequence-specific DNA binding; DNA-binding transcription factor activity
Source: RefSeq, a predicted model, not a curated record